GCCUUCCGUCCCCGCCGCCCACCCCGCGCGCAGCCGCCGCUCGCGGAGCCGCCCGCAGGACCACCCGCCGCCCUCCGCCGCCCCGCGCCCGGCGCCAUGCCCAAGAACAAAGGUAAAGGAGGUAAAAACAGACGACGAGGUAAGAAUGAGAAUGAAUCAGAAAAAAGAGAACUGGUGUUCAAGGAAGAUGGGCAAGAAUAUGCCCAGGUGAUCAAGAUGUUAGGCAAUGGAAGACUGGAGGCAUUAUGUUUUGAUGGUGUGAAGAGGUUAUGUCAUAUCAGAGGGAAACUAAGAAAAAAGGUUUGGAUUAAUACAUCAGAUAUCAUACUGGUUGGCUUACGAGACUACCAGGAUAACAAGGCUGAUGUUAUUCUAAAGUACAAUGCAGAUGAAGCCAGAAGUCUGAAAGCAUAUGGGGAGCUUCCAGAACAUGCUAAAAUCAAUGAAACAGACACAUUUGGUCCCGGAGAUGAUGAUGAAAUCCAGUUCGAUGAUAUUGGAGAUGAUGAUGAAGAUAUUGAUGAUAUCUAAUUUGGAACAGAGGUUUACAUUCCAACUUUCUUCCUCCAAGGAUUGUUCUACAUUGAUAUUUUGAUUAUUUUUUUGGGUGAAGUCCCUUUCUUUUAAGAAGACUGAAAAUUCUCGGUAAAGAAUGUAGUUUGUUACAUCAAAAGGAUUUAUUUUCAAUGUUUGUUUUAAAGUAUUUAUAUUUCUUUAGAGAUGGAUAAUGCUGGAUUAUCACGAAGGCUAAAUGAAUUGCCACAAAUAUUUUGUCUCUUCACCAAUUAGAGCUUUUACCUCUGGAUGUAAGUGAGAUAAAGUGACAUGGGCUGUAAAAGACUGCAUUUUCCCUCUUCUGCUUUCAUCACUACAAUGCAGUUAAUCUUGUAUUUUGAAAUAAAAAUUGUUUACCCUGUAAUUAUCAUGGAUUUUGAUUAAAUACCCAGUUCAGAUUAGUAUCAAAACAUACUAUGCAGUGUCUGUCCUUAUACCCCUUGCCUUGAUGUUAACUUCGAAAAGAUUUUGAUAAUAUAAAGGGAAGGCAGAAAGCUGCAUUUAAAUUCAUAAUGCGUGAAUCUGCUUUUCAUGUCUACUAGCAUGCUGCUAUUUUUAUACUGAUUUUGAUAAUUAAAAACACUCAUUUCGAAAAUGUAAAUUUGCCGCAGUGGAAAGGUAGAGGGAAGUAACAAUGAAAAGUAAGCAGCAUCUCAAAUUUGCAGUUGUUAAAAACUGUCUUGUAUGCAUAGCUCUUCUGUAUUUCACGUACAGUAGUUAAGCUGUAGUUGCAGAAGAUGAACACUGGGUGGCACCCAACUUAACAGGGAUACCGCGAUACAAAACAUUAGCAGUUGGGUUUGUACUGAAAAAUCCGUAAAACAGUUUUUCCCCCAAAGUGAAUGCUUAACAUUCUUGAUAUGUUAAACAUGUAGAAUAUUUUUACAUUAUAGAAAAGGUUAUGUUAAGAGUAGAGAUUUAUUUUAAUCUUAAACUCCAUGCAGUGUAAGGUACAACAUGAAAGUUUAUGUGAACUUUGAAUAAUGAUAUAAAUGAGAAAUUACACUUGGGUCAAACGUAGGAAGAGAAUCUUUUCAUCCAGGAUGAAUCACUGGAACAACUUAAUGGAAAGAUUCUUCUCCACCUUUGGACUGGAGGAGUCAGUCAAAAAGCUGAAUAAAGACUAACAUCAUCAUGCAAAUAUUAUUUUGUGGUAGCCUUAGUUUGUCUUCAAUUAUGUAUUUAACAACUCUGAAAGCAGAUUAAUGCAAAACCUCCUUUUGUGCCAUAAAAAUCUGAUUCUUGACACUUGUAUUCGUUAUACAGUCUUUUUGGUAUGAUGUAAAGUGACUACCCCCAAUAGAUAAAAGCAAAAUGGCUUUAAAUAUGGAGUGGCCUCAUUGAUUUACAUGAUUUUUGAGAAGGAGUUCUGUGCUAGAUUUGCACUUCCAGAGCUUUUAAUGUCCUCUCUCUUACGUUUUUCCUUCUUCAUAGUAUCUCUAUCCUUUAUUGGAUCUGAUCUUAUUCUAGGGAUGACUAUUUCUUAGUAUCGAGUAGUUUUGCCAAAUGUUUUGUGGGUUUUAAAUGCUCAUUUUAAAAACUUGCUAAAUAUUGGGAAAAGAUGCUAUUGACAUAGUAUUCUUACUUCCCUGAUGUUAAAGUAUACAAGGUUACUGUCUUUGUAUGUCUACGGAGUUCAAUUGUGAAUCAACAUAAAAAUGGUAAAGUUUCAGGAUAAGGUUUAUAAACCGUUCCAUAGCUUACUGGUGUCCUCAGCCUAUUGAGCAGCUCUGAAAAUGGUUAAAAGCUUUCACAACUGGGCUUGAGGUCCAAGUGCAAAAGAUUUCUGUUCAGUUGUGCUAGCAGAAAGGUUAAUGAUUAAAAUACAGUGAAUGCUACUGAAGAUAAAAAUACUAUGGAAUUUAUCUUGCCAAAACCAGUAUUAUACAUAGGGGAAAAAUGUAAAGUACGUGGUCACUGCUAAGGAGAAAUACAGAUAAAUACACUGCUGUUGCAAGGAACUCCUUUCAAUGUACUGGAGAUCUCUGGUAUAAUAGAUACUUCAGCUCUGGAGCAAAGAUGAUAUUCUGUUCCUGGCAGAAUUGGUUCCAGUCUUUGUCAGUCACAGGCUUGUAUCUGGCUCACCCAAAACUCUUCAGAGAUUUUAAGGAAAUUUCCCAUUUAUUAGUGCUCUGGCUCAACACCAUGUCGUUGAUGUUUUCAUGCUAGGCUGCAUUGUCUUUGAGUACAUUCCCUCAUUCUCAGCUAGAGUUUCUUUCACAGAGCAAUCUGAGCAGCUUUAUACUGUCUCUUUUUUUUUUGGGGGGGGGAGGUAACAGCUUUGACAAGUAGCUCCCUUUCCAGCGUCUCCAUGUGAAGAAGGAGGUAAAACAGUAGUUGCCAGGUGCAGGAUUACAGGGUUACUGACUAAAACCACGAAAGGUGCUCCAUCUGUAACAGUAUUUUCAAAGUAUUUUUUUAAUAAGACUCAAUAUUGGGAACUGAUGCUGGCUUUUCACCUGUAGUGUAACAUUGAAAGUAGAGAUUCAAAGAUGAAUUUUCUGCUACUGAAGUGUAAACUUUGUGUUCUCCAGGAUGUUUCACACUUUGAGAUCAUUUUGUGAUUAAAACUUUGAAACACGA
Molecule: messenger RNA, 3138 nt
Organism: Oxyura jamaicensis (ruddy duck)
Lineage: Eukaryota; Metazoa; Chordata; Aves; Anseriformes; Anatidae
Gene: EIF1AX
Product: eukaryotic translation initiation factor 1A X-linked
Exons: 7
Coding region: 97-531 (144 amino acids)
Biological process (GO): translational initiation
Cellular component (GO): cytoplasm
Molecular function (GO): RNA binding; translation initiation factor activity
Source: RefSeq, a predicted model, not a curated record